AUGCGGGAUGUGAACUCAAUUGACCUUGUUUGCAUAUUUGAAGAUGCUACGGACGUCGUGUGGGAACUUAAUAAAAUAGUGAAUAACUAUUGGAGAGGCCCGUGGAUUGGUUAUAGUAGCGCGCCGGAAGAAGUAAAAGACUUGUGGUGGAACGAGUUCAAGGCACAUGAUUUGGGGACCGAACCGACGUAUGCAGCUACAUUCGAACUCGUUUUUCAAAAGAAAGAUAAGACGUGGGUUGGCGACCGAGCGAAAUCUGUUAAGGUAUGUAAGGAAAAAUAUGAUGAGCUUUUAAUGAGUGCGGCUAGUGGCGGUGAUGGUGGGGAUGCGUCUGAGCCAGCAGCCGACAAUAUGGCAAUGUGGGUGGAGGCGUCGGGUGGGGUGAAGCGAGGAAAUAUAUGGGUGGGGGAACUUGUCAAGGGAAUUGGUCGCAAAGGAUGAUGGAAGUUCAUCCUCCAAUGCGGCUGCUUCAAGGAGGAGACGAAUCGAUGAGGAAACGGCACAACAAGUGAGCCGACCGACACUUUUGCUUGCAGAGAAGGACGAACAAAUGAAACGGCAAGAAGAACGAUUGUCACAGAAGGAUGACCAAAUCAGAUCUCUGCAGGCUCAAAUGACAAUGGUCUUGCAAACCCUCAACAUAAAUCCAGCUGAGGUUCCUCCUGUACCUCCGGCUAAUGAAAUAGGUCAUGGGCACAUCGAGGAGCAGCGCAAUGAUGAUGACAUUGACGCUGAGGAUCUUGUCCGUGAUUUAAUUCCAUAAACAACAUGUUUGCCA
Rhodamnia argentea is the source of this 778-nucleotide messenger RNA. RefSeq lists its product as uncharacterized. Lineage: Eukaryota; Viridiplantae; Streptophyta; Magnoliopsida; Myrtales; Myrtaceae. The coding region runs from base 1 to 441 and encodes 146 amino acids. The record is from RefSeq and is a predicted model, not a curated record. The transcript is spliced from 3 exons.